ACACUUCCACUUUCCACAUAUUUACUUCAAAUCUCUCCAUUAAAACAAACAGCAUUCAACUUGACACAGACAAAGCUUAAAGAAAAGCAUAGUGAAAUUACCUCGAAAGUUUAAAAGCCAUGGCUCUCCAAGCAACUUCUUUACUUCCAUCUGCUAUCUCAGUCUGCAAAGAGGGGAAGCCCAAUGCUUGUUCUCUGAAGGACACAAGUCUCUUUGGAGUUUCAGUCUACAACGUCAAAGCUGAAUUCAAGCCAUACCCCAUUACAAGCCAGGAAUUCAAACGAAAAAUCUCUGUUAAACCUAUUGUAGUCCAAACAGUCACUACUACUCCAGAAAUCAACCAGGCUGCACCAGAAGCAAAGAAAACUUUGAGAAAGGGCAAUGUUAUAAUCACUGGAGCCUCCUCUGGGCUAGGUCUAGCCACAGCAAAGGCUUUAGCUGAAACAGAAAAAUGGCACAUCAUUAUGGCCUGUAGAAACUUUCUCAAGGCCGAAAGGGCUGCUAAAUCAGCUGGCAUUGCAAAGGAGAACUACACCAUUAUGCAUCUGGAACUUGCUUCCCUUGACAGUGUCCGCCAAUUCGUAGAUAACUUCCACCGUUCAGGAAGGCCACUCGAUGUGCUGGUUUGCAAUGCUGCGGUCUACUUGCCUACUGCAAAGGAGCCGACUUUCACCGCUGAAGGGUUUGAACUCAGUGUUGGCACAAACCAUCUUGGACACUUCCUCCUGUCAAGGUUACUGCUUGAUGACAUGAACAAAUCAGACUACCCAUCAAAGCGUCUAGUCAUUGUUGGCUCCAUAACAGGAAACACAAACACCUUGGCUGGGAAUGUGCCUCCAAAGGCUAACCUCGGGGAUCUGAGGGGACUUGCAGGAGGCUUGAAUGCGAUAAAUGGCUCGCCCAUGAUAGAUGGGGGUGAUUUCGAUGGUGCCAAGGCCUACAAAGACAGCAAAGUAUGCAACAUGCUAACAAUGCAAGAGUUUCACAGACGUUACCAUGAGGAGACAGGAAUAACUUUUGCUUCCCUCUACCCUGGUUGCAUUGCUACGACAGGCUUGUUUAGGGAACACGUCCCCUUGUUCAGGCUACUAUUUCCACCCUUCCAAAAGUACAUCACCAAGGGUUACGUCUCUGAAGAAGAAGCUGGAAAAAGACUUGCACAGGUGGUAAGUGAGCCAAGCUUAACAAAAUCGGGAGUAUACUGGAGCUGGAAUAAGAAUUCUGCCUCAUUUGAAAACCAGCUUUCUCAAGAAGCCAGUGACACAGAGAAGGCACGUAAAGUAUGGGAGAUCAGUGAGAAGCUUGUCGGAUUGGCUUAACAAGGAGUUACAGACACAGAAUUCAGUAAUAAAUUUCAGACCUAUGAGAAACAUUACUGAGAAACUGAUCUGUAAAGUACUCAAUGAUUGUAAUCAGUUUUCUCCUGUUAUACAGAAACUUUACUAGAAACAUGACACAGUAGUGUUUUUUUGAUCAAUUUCAGACCUAUGAGAAAUACUACUGAGAAAGUUAUCUGUGAAGUACUCAAUGAUUGUAAUCAGUUUUCUCCUGUUAUACAGAGACUUUACUAAAAACA
Messenger RNA from Camellia sinensis, 1576 nucleotides. Its product is annotated as protochlorophyllide reductase. Lineage: Eukaryota; Viridiplantae; Streptophyta; Magnoliopsida; Ericales; Theaceae. The record is from RefSeq and is a predicted model, not a curated record. Gene Ontology annotation, molecular function: protochlorophyllide reductase activity.